AUGAUACUUGGCCAGUUUCUCUCCUCGGGUCAUGGCGACCCGGAGGGCUAUAUACGUGGUCGCCUUGACAAUCAUGUAUCCAGCCCUGUGCUGGAUGUUGUCAAGGCAUUCCUUGGGCCUCGUCCGACCGAUGGCUCAUCCCUCGCGUCGGGGGCCGCCGCCACUGCCGGCCCCCGCCACGGCUCGGUCAGCAUCAGUGGCGUCCCUCUGGGCCAGCCGGAUGUCGAUUUGCUGGCCAAUCUCCUGUCCGGUCCGCACCGUGUCGGCUCCAUCGACCUCACCGGCAAUCUCAUCGGCGAUCAGGGUGCCUGCAGCAUUGCCACCGCCUUGCGGGAGUGCACCUCCGUGACUGAGGUCACUCUGGCUGGGCAGUGCAUCACCUCGCAGGGGGCCUUGGCAUUGGCCGAGGCGCUUGCUGGGGACCUGUCCGACCCGGCCGCGGCUACUGCCACCAGUACCGUGAGGGAUCCCUCCUGCUGCCCAUCCCAUCGGGCUUUCGGCCAUCAUCACCCGGCAUCGAUGGCCCCGCCGGACUAUGACGAGGUGAUGCGCCUGGCUCUUGGGUCUCGGCGGCGCCCGGAGGAGUAUCUCACCAUCCAUCGGCACUUUGCUGGCAAGGUGACCCCGAUGACCUGUGGUGCUGAGCGCCAGGCCGAGCCUACCUUCGCCGCCUCCUGCCGGCCGACACGGAACCUCUCCGUUCGGUCGCUGGCCCUUCCUCACAAUAUGCUGGGUGACAUGGGAGCUCUGCAGCUGGCGGCGGCGCUGCUCCGCGGAGCGGUUGUCGAGCACCUUGACCUCUCGGACAACGGCAUUUCCUGCGUGGGCCUGCAGGCUCUGGCCAUCGCCCUGCAGCGUGGCGCCCAGUUGAAGUCUCUGCAGCUGGACUUCAAUCGCAUUGCUUCGGAAGGCGUCAUUUUGCUGCUCGGCGCUUUGAAGGAGAACACUUCUCUCGAGUCUCUGUCUCUUCGAGGCAACCAGAUCGAUGAGGAUAUCCUCCCGCACCUUGCCGAGGUCCUCGCCCAGAACUCCACCCUUCAUACUAUUGACCUUUCCUCAAACGUCUUCUCUUGGCCGAUCGACAGUGAUGGCCCAGAUGUCUCUUCUUCUGCCGAGGAUGAUUCGAGGGCCAUGAACGGGUCCCCCGAGGCUGUUCGUCGUGCUCUGGUGAACUCCCUUGAUGCAAACACAACGUUGCGGUGUUUGCACAUGUAA
This is a messenger RNA of Fonticula alba, 1215 nucleotides long. RefSeq lists its product as hypothetical. NCBI's taxonomy places the organism in Eukaryota, Rotosphaerida, Fonticulaceae. The record is from RefSeq and is a predicted model, not a curated record. The transcript has 7 exons. Gene Ontology annotation, molecular function: protein binding. The coding region runs from base 1 to 1215 and encodes 404 amino acids.